This is a messenger RNA of Synchiropus splendidus (mandarinfish), 3162 nucleotides long. It is a transcript of the gene nvl, whose product is annotated as nuclear VCP like. Gene Ontology annotation, biological process: ribosome biogenesis. NCBI's taxonomy places the organism in Eukaryota, Metazoa, Chordata, Actinopteri, Syngnathiformes, Callionymidae. The transcript has 23 exons. Bases 176 to 2857 code for a protein of 893 amino acids. The record is from RefSeq and is a predicted model, not a curated record. Gene Ontology annotation, molecular function: preribosome binding; ATP binding; ATP hydrolysis activity. Gene Ontology annotation, cellular component: nucleus.
GUUUAUGCUUCCGGUUCACGCAUGUCCUAUGGUCACGUUUCUUCUGGGAAGUCCUCUGUUUUUUAUGUAAAGAAUCCAGGUUACAGAUCAUGUUUCCCUGGUUAAGUUAAGGUUGGAAGAAAAUCUAGGACACUGGCUGAGUUUCUGAUUUGUGUAGAUCACUAUAAGUCAGACGAUGAAGGGCAGAGGAUGUGUGGACGGACGGCUCAAACACAGAGUGGAGCAGUACCUGUCCUCCAGCAAGAGGGAGUAUGUCGACAUAUGCUCCAUGGCCGAGGACCUCCAGAAGCUCCACAGAAUGGAGUAUGGCAGGAGAAACAAGACAGCGUUCAGGAUUCAAGUGGAGAAAGUGUACCAGGCGAUCAUGCAGGACAGCGGCCUGGACGAGCUGGAGAGCAAACACUUGGCUAAGAGAGCCAAACACGCUGACGGCAGGGGCAGCAGCAGCAGUGACACUGAGGACCCAUCUGACAGCGACGCAGACAUCCUCGAUGCCACCCCCUCCAACCACAUGAACAACUCUCUGGCGUCUCUGUACCGUAAAGGAAACCUGGACUCGGGCGGCAGCCUAGCCUCGGCUGCCCAGCCUCCGUCCAGUCCUGCUGCCCCUCCUGCAGGGACAGAGACCCUGGUGUCUCCUGGGGGCUGGUUCAUUGACAAACGACCUCAGAAGGCUCCGCUUAUCGACCUAUGUGAGGACGACGUGCCUGUCGGAAUAAAGACUGGUAACUCAGUGCCAGAGAGCAAGAAGUCUCAGAAGAAGCCUAAAAAGAGGACGAAGCUGGCGACACAGUCUGAGGAGAGGCAGGAGAAGAAAGCUAAGUCUGUGGAGCUGCAGUUUCCAAAACUCAGAUUUGAGGACGUGGGUGGGAAUGAAGAGACGCUGACGGAGGUGUGUAAACUGCUGGUCCACCUGCGACACCCAGAGGUCUACCAGAGGCUGGGCAUGGUCCCUCCUCGGGGCUUCCUUCUGCAUGGACCUCCUGGCUGUGGGAAGACCCUGCUGGCUCAGGCAGUGGCCGGGGAACUGGAGCUGCCCAUGCUGAAGGUCUCGGCUCCUGAGCUGGUGUCCGGGGUGUCGGGAGAGUCCGAGCAGAAGCUGCGGGAGCUGUUCGACAUGGCGGUGAGUUCUGCUCCAUGCAUCCUGUUCAUAGAUGAAAUCGACGCCAUCACGCCGCGCAGGGAGGUGGCCUCCAAAGACAUGGAGCGGCGGAUUGUGGCUCAGCUGCUGACCUGCAUGGACGACCUCAACAGUUUGACAGUCACUGCCCAGGUGCUGGUCAUCGGCGCCACCAACAGACCUGACUCUCUGGAUCCAGCCCUGCGCAGAGCCGGCCGCUUUGACAGGGAGAUCUGCAUGGGUAUCCCAGACCAGGCAGCGCGCCUGAGGAUCCUGAAGACUCUGUGUCGCAAGUUGAGGCUGCCAGAGGAGUUCGACUACCAGCAUUUGGCCCGCCUCACGCCAGGGUACGUGGGCGCCGACCUGAUGGCCCUGUGUCGGGAGGCAGCCAUGUCGGCUGUCAACCGGAUCCUGUUGGACCUGAGAGGAUCGACCUGGACUGCAGCAGAGGUCCAGAGCACCCCAGAGGCGGAUGGUGACGACUCAGCAAAGAAGAGCAGCGGAGCUGAUGGAGACAUGGCAGCAGUUGAGUCCUCAGGUGCCACUGUCCAGCAGGAGGAGCUGUGGAAGCUGCUGCAGCUGCUGAAGAGCGCCGAGAGCCUCUCUGAGGAGCAGCUGGCCGGUCUCUCCAUCCUCAUGUCCGACUUCGAGGCGUCUCUGUCCAGCGUGCAGCCGUCGGCCAAGAGGGAAGGCUUUGCCACGGUGCCUGACGUGACCUGGAACGACAUUGGCGCCUUGCAGGACGUCCGUGAGGAGCUGACCAUGGCCAUCCUGGCUCCCGUCCGCACCCCUGAGCAGUUCCAAGCUCUCGGACUCAACGCACCUUCAGGGGUGCUGCUGGCUGGACCCCCAGGUUGUGGGAAGACCCUGCUGGCCAAGGCUGUGGCCAACGAGUCGGGCCUCAACUUCAUAUCUGUCAAAGGUCCGGAGCUGCUCAACAUGUAUGUGGGGGAGAGCGAGCGCGCCGUACGCCAGGUCUUCCAGCGCGGACGCAACUCUGCGCCCUGCGUCAUCUUCUUUGAUGAGAUCGACGCCUUGUGUCCACGGCGAUCCGGCCACGAGUCCGGGGCCAGUGUGCGUGUGGUGAACCAGCUGCUGACGGAGAUGGAUGGCUUGGAGACCAGGAGACAGGUCUUCAUUAUGGCAGCCACCAACAGACCAGACAUCAUCGACCCGGCAGUGCUGAGACCCGGUCGUCUGGACAAGACCUUGUACGUGGGUCUUCCUCCUGCAGAGGACCGUCACGCCAUCCUGCUGACCAUCACCAAGGGUGGAACUAAACCUCGUCUACAUCCCGACGUCAGUCUGAAGGACGUGGCAUUUGACGAGCGCUGCGACUGCUUCACGGGAGCGGACCUGACGGCGCUGGUGAGGGAAGCUUCCGUCGCAGCUCUGAGAGCUCAUCUCAAGUCCCAUACCUCCUCGUCCACCGCAGGUCACACCUUCACGCCUGGACCUGUGGUGGACAUCCGGGUCAGCAGACACGACUUCGAAGAAGCUUUUCGGAAGGUUCGACCGUCCGUGUCCAAGAAGGUGAGUCAGGCUUCAAGGUGGAGGUCGAAGGUUGUGGGAAGCGUUUUUCUACCCGUGAGCGCCACAUGCAGGCCUGGCAUACGUGGUACAUGGCUUCAGUGGAUACAGGUUCUUCUGAAACGUAUUUGCAGAGGACCUUUUUGUGAUGGGAAAAUGUGGACAAAAGAUUUGCCCGGGGCACUGAAGUCAGAACGCCGCACAUGAACCCGAGAACGUUCUGGAGAUCUUAUCCACUGAUGAGUUUCAGAACAUGGAUAUCAUGUGUCCGGCACAACCAGUCUGACUGCUCACACACACACUCAAUCGUCUUCCUAUCUUAGUGAGGACCGUCAUUGCCAUAACCCUUUCCCCAGCCUCUCACCCUAAACCUCCCCGUCUGAAACAAAUGGCAGAACUUAACCUUUACUCUUAACCAAACUAAAACCCAGUUAUAACUGAGCUAUUUUGUAGUUUUAACCCUCAAAAUGAGGCUUAACCAAUGAUGACCUGCCAAAAUCUAGACUCUAAAA